Molecule: messenger RNA, 2613 nt
Organism: Letharia columbiana
Lineage: Eukaryota; Fungi; Ascomycota; Lecanoromycetes; Lecanorales; Parmeliaceae
Exons: 4
Coding region: 1-2613 (870 amino acids)
Source: RefSeq, a predicted model, not a curated record
AUGGAGCGAUUUACCUUCGUUACUUCUCUCAUUCUACUUUCCUUCUUAGCUAUCAUUGAGAGCUGUAAGGCUACUUCAGCUGUUCUACCAACAAGAUCUGUGCUCCCAACAUGCACUUUCCCACGCUCAUCCGCAGAUCCAUCUUCUUCAGAUAUUGCAAAUGUACUCAAAACUGCCAAUGCAACUGGCGACGCUUGCAACGCCCACUUGCAAGGAACCUCCGUUAGACCCAACAAUAACACCUUUUAUAUUCUUGAUGGUGGCUACUUUUUCAAUACUACGAGUGUGGUAGGCAUUGGUAGUCCAUCAGGAUCAGCUUGUACCGACAAUUUCCAAUCAAUCUUGAACGCAUGCGUACUGGGGUCGACACCUUAUUGGGGAGGAUGGGUGGUAGUAAAUUCAGUCAACUAUUCGAUAGGCAACCCGCUCGAUCUAGCCAACCCACUACUCCAUGCCAGUUCCUCCGUGACGCUGCCAUCAGGGGCCACCGUCCUUACUGUCUCAACAAUUUUCAGCGGAUCCCCGACAGUCAUUACCGAGACCUUUGUGCCCACUACAUAUUCUCAAUAUGCGACACUCCAAUCAACGAUCACAACAACGUCUAUCAAUAGUCAGAGUAGCACAUUCACAGUCGAGAUCGGCCCGGGAGGAAUUGCUUGGACGCCUUCAAACCAGCCCACUGGGCAACCAGAGCUGCCUCCUCCAGAUUUGCCACCUUCAAACCCUGUGGAGGCAACCUCAACCGGAUACACUGGGGCGGUACUGGGUCAUGUCAUUACGUCUUCAGCGAAGGCACCCUCAACCCAAUCCGCUGGAGCGCUACUGGUUUUUGUCACCACGUCUUAUAAUCCAAGCGCUUCGGUCGUCUCGUCAAUCACGCCGGACCCUCCGUCGAAUACCGUCAUCUACACAAGCGAUGGAUCUCAUCCUCCCGGCUCAUACCCUUUCAUCAGAGGUGGGCCGGGCUGCCUGUUCUGCCCUCCUGGAGUGGAUGGUGGAGGUAUCAUAGUGUUUGGCAUGGGAACUCCUGGUAUCUAUCCCCCACCGACGCCUGCCCCUUUUCCAAGUUGGCCAACCAUUACCAUCGGAAACAAUCUUGUGCCUACUCCCAGUUCAGUAGAGGAGGAAUGCAGCGUGAGUAAGGUCGUCACCGACUGCGAGGUAGUUUGUGCAGCGGCAACAGCAGCAACAACAACUUCUUGCACUACUACUUGUUCCGCAGCCACUACAGACUGCAGCGGUAGCGGUACAACUACCACAAGCUUUGCCAGUGGAGCGUGUAAUGCAGUAGCUGCUUUCGCUACAGUAACUACAUUAACUACGACAGGUGACCCAGCGAACUCUGAUCCAUCGCCCCUUCCUUUCACCCCUUCAACAACAAGCACGACCAUUUCCUCUACAAGCACAACCACUCUUAGUCUUCCCACCUCCACUGCUCUGUUUGACAUCUCAGACCCUGUCUUCGAUUUCGACGGGGGUAGUGACAGUGCCACGGACAUCUUCAUCUGCGUGCAAAAUCUGACUCUAGAACAAAUAUUCGCCCCAGGAGGUACGCCUGUAUCAAAUGGCAAAGCGAAGAACGACGAGGCAGGUUGGGGUACUUGGCAAGGCGGCGGCUGUGAAUGUGUGGCAGGUCAAUUCUGUUGCGACGAUACUGCAAGAGUGCCAAUAAGUGCAGCUUACAACUUUGAUCUGACCGUGAGCGAGGCCAUCAACCCGGUCGACUACUACAAACAUUUAAAGGGCGGCUUAGAGGGCGGCGCCUGUUCUUGCAAUGGACCCGUCAGCCUUGAACCAAGGAACGAAAGAACACAUCUAGACUUUUGGGAUCCCAACAGAAAAGGCCGAACCGUUCAUGGACGCCGAUCUAAGCAGGGCACAAAAGUGCUUGUUCCUCGGGUAGACCACAGUCCGACCUGGACCAAGUAUGCACCGAGCGGGCUCAGUUAUUACCAAAAUUGGCAAGCCAAGACUGGUGCCGAUAGAGCACCUUUCUGUACCUUUGAAGACAAUUACGAUAUCCAAGUUCCGCAAUUAACACUUCCCCCUAGAGCCCUUCGACCACUCUUCACUGAUUUGGGGGUUGGGAUUGCAAAAAACUAUUAUUACGAAACGGUGACCUGGCCGAAGGGAGACUCUCCCAAUGCUGAUUUCACAAACCAAUUUAGUCCUGUGGACGGUGUCAUUAUUGCAGCCUUUAACGACAGGCAAAACCUCCUAACCGGGCCUGCGUGCCCAGAUAAUUGGUCCGAAAUCGCCUGGCGGCUAUGGACGAGGUUCUGUGAGACUGUCACGCCUGGGACGACCGAUUAUUCUGGCUUGAGAUACGUCUUUCAGAGCAACAUCAACAACGCAUACACCAACGAGAUCAUCGAAGAGGCCUUGGCAGGUGUUCCGGCGGGACAGGUCCAGUCAUGGACGCCCGAAGAUACAUCGCUUGAUAAUGCAUUCUGGCCAUUGCUGGGAUCACCGAAUGGUAAUGGAAUCAUUUACAUUUUGACUGACCACAAGGUGGCCCUCAACGGCAAGGGGAUCACGAAAAUAAGUGCAAUGUACGAUCCUGCGGAUGGAGUCGGCAAUUAUGUUGCGUACAUGUGGGCGACGAUUGGUUGA